AUGUCUUCUAUAUCUCAAGCUGACCUGGAUUCCAUGAACGAUUCAUCCAAAAAGGAGAUUGCCAAUUUCUUGGAUGCUGAAAACUCUAAACAAAGGGUCCAAAUGCAAAUACAUGACUUUACCAACAGUUGCUUCAAAAACUGUGUGUCUUCUAUCACUUCGCCAGAACUUUCCACACAAGAAGAACAGUGUUUAAAUAGCUGUGUAAAUAGAUUUUUAGAUGCUAACAUCAGAAUUGUCCAGAAUUUGCAAAACGUUCAAUGA
Molecule: messenger RNA, 264 nt
Organism: Maudiozyma saulgeensis
Lineage: Eukaryota; Fungi; Ascomycota; Saccharomycetes; Saccharomycetales; Saccharomycetaceae
Source: the annotation of a GenBank genome assembly